Molecule: messenger RNA, 1536 nt
Organism: Salvia splendens (bonfire salvia)
Lineage: Eukaryota; Viridiplantae; Streptophyta; Magnoliopsida; Lamiales; Lamiaceae
Exons: 3
Coding region: 305-1321 (338 amino acids)
Source: RefSeq, a predicted model, not a curated record
UCAUGUCGUGUAUACUGAGGGCUUGUUCUGUUUGUCCAAUAGGAUUUAGGGUAGAUAAGGAGAGGCCAGAUAAAUAUGACACAAAUUAGAAGUUGGGUUAUUCAUUUCAGCUGUUUGGUUUGCACUAUAUAAAGCACAAGUGAUAUAUAUCGUGUGUUUGGUUUGCUGUAAAUCAAAUACCACAAUACCCAAACCUAAAUUGGAGAAUAUAUAUUACAACUCUCUUCCGCCGCUCUUCCAUUUCAGUGUUCCAGAAUCGCCUCGCAAAUUCCGCAGAAGCUAUUUUCACUUUGUCCAGUUGAAGAUGUCUGACUACAUGCGUUCAAGGUUCACUUCCCCUGAUGUGCCGAGUUCGCAAGUGAAUUCCCGCCUUGGACGGUCAAGGAGAGGCAACGGUGACCGAACCCGCCGAACCUGGUCAUACCGUGAGGAGGAGAUUCUUGUGGUUGCGCUGAAGGACCUUGUUGUCACCGGAUGGAAAGCCGAUAAUGGAUUUCGGACAGGCUACCUUGGCAGACUCGAGGAAGCCCUGAAGAAGCAUUACCCCAACACUGACAUCAAAGCAACUCCUCAUAUUAACUCGAAGCUCACUUCCUGGAAAAGAUGCUACAAUUCUUUGCGUGGCAUCUUAAGUCGUAGCGGUGUGGGGUUCAACCUCCACGACGACUACAAGAUAGAUUGCGACGACGAUCAGUGGUCGCAAAUUGUCAAGCAAGACCCUCAUGCUCGCUACAUGAGGGAUAAGAGCUGGCCAUUCUGGGACCAUUGGCAGGUCAUCUUUGGUAAGGAUAGGGCUGCUGGGGGAUCAGCUACUGGUUUGAUGGAUGCGGUCAAUGGGCUUUACACUCAGGACACCGGCUCAGGCUCAAGCGAUGGAGGUGAGGUUGGCAACUCUGUUGGCUCUACUGAUGUGCCCACUUCUCAUCCACUGAGUCAGACCAGCACUCCUCCCGAUGCUCCGGUUGAAAGCUCAGGCAACACUAACCGUGAGAAAGCUGCUCGGCCUGCGGGUGGGAAAAAGAGAAAGGCUGACCAUUCUAUAGAUGGUCUCAUUGAACUGCUGGGGAAAAUCAAUGACGCCACCAACGUGAGGUUGGAUUCUUUAUCCCUCCGCAUUGGUUAUGAGUUCGAUCUGAGCAAAGCACGGAAGGAAGUAUUUGCUGAACUAGGUCGCUUGCCUGGACUGACAAGGGAGCAAAAGUUUGAUGCAGGGGAGAUUAUUCUGGAGAAGGUGGAAAGGUUGGAUUUCUUUCUUGGGAUGCCGGAUGAUGACCGUAUCGCGUUCGUGCUUCGUGUGCUUGCGAAAUAUGGUUCGGGAUAGAUGGGGGAAUCUACAACGGGUGAAGGGGUGGCGUAGGUCGAUGGCUUGCCUGAUAUAAUUUAUAAAGCCUAUUUUCUGUCUGAAACUUUUUUUUUGGAAGCCCCUCUUCAACAUUGGCUUGUUGCAAUUGUCUGUAGAUUAUAUUAUUAUCUAUCAUCUUUUGUAGGAAGGAUUAUGUUGCCUUAAUCAGUAAACGAUUUCCUAGUAUUCCUUAA